Messenger RNA from Adelges cooleyi (spruce gall adelgid), 4733 nucleotides. RefSeq names its product ras GTPase-activating protein raskol-like. Bases 16 to 4113 code for a protein of 1365 amino acids. Gene Ontology annotation, biological process: regulation of GTPase activity. Lineage: Eukaryota; Metazoa; Arthropoda; Insecta; Hemiptera; Adelgidae. The record is from RefSeq and is a predicted model, not a curated record. The transcript is spliced from 17 exons.
UACUCGCCAAAAACGAUGGCCACCACCGUAGCCGCCGCCGCCGAAGAACUGCGCGUACCCGGUUCGCCUCAGCCGUACGCCCUGCGCGUCCGCGGUUCGUGGCGCGAUUAUUUCGACCCGCCGCCGCUGGACGACGACGAAGACGACGAUGCCGCUUGUUGUACCGACACGGACACCGACUGUUGCGUUUCGGACGACGACGACGACCGAUUUUCGUUGUACCGAAGCGACUACGACGACGACGACGAUGACGGGUCGUGCUGUUCGCUGUGCUCGUCGUCCGGUGGCCGCCGCCGACGACGCCGGUACACGCCACCGCCGCCGCCGUCCCUGUCGCCGGUAUUUGAACCGUCCAUGCGCGGGUCGUGCCGGUGCGUCCGGUGCCAGAAGCGCCGGUACUCGCUGGACUUCUUCCGGGGCACCGACUUCCGUCGGGGCAUACCCUCGCCCAACGUGUACAUGAUCGACGAAACCGGAUGCAAAAUCGUCGACGACUACAUCCACGAUCGAGACCUGGACAUUGGUCAUCGGCCGGGCAACGUGGUCAAAGACAAGUCAUUGAAUUUUGUCACUUGGGAACCUUAUUUUUGUGUCCUGCUGCAAGACGAACAAACGCUGACCGCCUACAGGAGCGAAGAGUUAUCUAUAUUUCCCGGGACCGCGCUAAGGACAAUAACGCACGCUUUUAAGAUUGGCGAUUCUUUGUUUGUGGAUUUGCCACGGGUCAGAUUGGACGGAGGAGCAAAGAAAUUCCGACAACGAUGGGGCUAUGAACUGAUCAAUCAACAUCCAGUUUUGUUGGAGGAAGACGAAGGCGAAGAAGAAGACGACGUGACCGAUAGCGUGUCGUUGCAAGAGACCCCUAGUUCCAGACAAAUAUGUGCACUAUCUCCCUUAGAUACGUCUUACGAAAAAGCCUGUCGCCGAGGAAGUGCGCCCACCACGCCAGUGCUGGGCAACACCAGAUCGUUGGAGCUGACCCCGUCCAGAAUUGUGAACUUCUUUUCCAAACGGUCGUUCAGGUCGAAUCCUUUGAAACGGACCAAAAGCGUGACCAAACUGGAACGGAAGAAAGCUCUGGAAAACGAAGGAAACGUCAGUCCAGGCGAACCUCGGCUCAGGACUUCCCGGUCGCACGAGUCCCUAUUGUCCGGCCAAUCGCAGAGCAUCAUGCAGUCGUUGGACUUGAGCAGCGGAGGCGUGGAAAUUAAGCCACUGCACCCGUCCGUGCUGGGUAGGGAAAACUGUUUCCAAGUGACUUUGCCAGCUGGCAACACCAGAUACUUCUCGUGUCGCACGGCCGAAGAACGCGACAAAUGGGUGUACAGCUUGAGGAAAUCCGUCCAACCCGAUCAAGAACACAUACGCCGCACAGAGAAUGCUCUCAAGAUAUGGAUCCUGGAAGCGAAGGGACUUGUCAACAAAAAGCGGUACUUCUGCGAGCUGUGCUUGGACAAAACGCUGUUUGCUCGCACCUCGUCCAAACAGAAGGCCGAACUGUGCUUCUGGGGAGAACAUUUUGACUUUAGCAGUUUGCCGCAAGUCAACGUGGUCAACAUACAUCUGUACCGAGAAGGAGAGAGAAAAAAGAAAAAGGACAAGAGCUUCCUAGUCGGUACGGUCAGUAUUCCGGUGCACGACGUUACGUCAAGGUUUCUCACCGAAAAGUGGUAUCCGGUGCUAACCGAAAAGAACCUAAAGGAUCCGCCAUCGUUGAGGGUCAAAUGCCGGUUCCAGAGCGUUGAUAUUUUACCUGUACAAGUCUAUCAGGAAUUCUUGCAGUAUUUGACGACCGACUACAAGACCAUCUGUGAAAUUUUGGAACCCGUCGUCGGGGUCAAGGCCAAAGAGGACAUUGCCACCGCUCUGGUGCACGUCAUGCAAAAAGAAAACUUGGCCAAGGAGUUUUUGUCUGACAUUGUCAUGAUGGACAUCGAGAAGAUCGAAGAUGAUCGGCUGACGUUCAGGGGCAAUUCCCUGGCCACUAAAGCUAUGGAGGCCUAUUUGAAAUUGACCGGAGAAAAGUAUUUGCACGAAACACUUGGCGAGCUCGUUUCCAACGUACUUCAGGCCGGCUUUGACUGCGAAGUUGAUCCGCUGAAAGCGGGCAGCGCUUCAAACUUGGCCAAACAGCAAGCCAAUCUGAGGCACGCUGUUGAAACCACCUGGAAUCGGAUACUGUCGUCUCACACGUCUUUUCCGUUUGAACUCCGAGAAUGUUUCACGAGAUUCCGAGAACGCAUGAAUCAAACCGGUCGUCACGACAUAAGUGAUAAUUUAAUAUCCGCUUGUAUUUUCUUGCGAUUUUUGUGUCCGGCCAUUCUGUCUCCAAGCUUGUUCAAUAUAACUCAUGAAUAUCCGAACGAAAAAGCGGCCAGGAACUUGACGUUGGUGGCAAAGACAUUACAAACGCUAGCCAACUUCACGCGGUUUCAAGGCAAAGAAAACUUCAUGGAGUUUAUGAAUGACUUCUUAGAACGUGAAGCUGGUUCCAUGAAAUCUUUCCUGAAAAUAAUCUCUAGUCCCGUACCCAAUGGUUAUCCUACGCCGCAAGAUCACUCGACCGAGUUCGACGGACACAUCGAUCUCGGCAAACAGCUGAGCAUACUGCACACGUUGCUUUUGGAAUGUAUUGAGAAAAUAUCUCCGGUACGUCUGCAAGAGGUCGACAGGUUACAUAAAAUACUGGAAAGAGUGCAGACGGCUUUGGCUCAGCCAGCCGGCAUAAGGACUUCGACGAACUGCAACGAGAAUCAACCGAUCGAACAGAAAAAUACUUACCAGCCACCGGUGCAUCAAAAUAUAUUUAGGUACAACGAUCCGACGUCAAAAGAUCAUCAAAAUAUAUAUGGUUCUAUUCAAGGGUCAACGACGAACAGCACUAACAACUUGGUGGGAAGUUCGACGCUGUUGUGCGAGAAACGUCCAACGACCAGCUCGGCUCGUGCUUCCACUCUGCCCCGUAACGCGUUCUUUUCAUCCAAUCCUGGUUCGCCCAACCUACAGCUCUGUGCCAAGAUGAAGUCUGAAGAGCCCGUCCUAGCUUACAACGGUUUCGGUUCACAUCACCAUCAGAACACCAACGGUCAUAAUUCCGACGUGGAAAUGGACCAACAACAGAAAGGCAGUCAAAUGUCCAUAUCGACUCUGUCAAACGUUGCAUCUUCGGGUUAUCAGAGUUUCGCCGCCUACAGCCAGAGUUCGAGUCCGGUCGACCUGACCAACAACAACAACAACAAACCUCCAGUGGCUAACCCCAACGCUGCCUUACCCCCGUUGGCAUUCGUCAAUCCCGUGUACCAACACCAUCAUCACCACCACCAUCAUCAUCAUCACCAGAGAAAACAGAGGCCGCGAUCGUGCAGUUCGUCCGAAGAUGAAACCUUACCAACCAAUGAGAAAGUUGCCCAGGUAGCGCCAAGGUUCUUGCCGCCGCAUCGUGCUCCCAGGACCAACCCCCAGUGCAAUGGCGGCGGCACCGCCAGAUCGUUGGCUUGGAAAUGGUCUCCGAACAAGGUCAACGGCGUGUCCAGUACCAAUUUGAAAUGCGUGCCUGACGUUAAAAAAAUUUGUGCUGCCGAGAAACCUCUGAGAAGACGAGUGUCUAUUGAUUCCAGCCGCGGCAUGUCUGAAGACUCGUCAGAAGACGAAGAUUCGAGAAAUCAAAAUAUUACAAACAAGUUGAAGACUAACCGAAAUAUCGAUCAAAUUAAUUACCAGAAAGAAAUCGAACGUCUUCAGACAAACGUACAAAUUCUUAAGUUGAAACUGGAACAGGCAGAACAUCAGCUCGAGUGUGAACCGGAUUCUCCAGAAGUAAUCGACAAUGAACCCGACAACAUGAAAAACAUUAUCGCCAGGUUGAUGUCUGUUGAAGACGAACUAAGACGAGAACAACGCAAAAUGUCCGAUACACUGACGCAUAAACAACGAGUGAUCGAGGCACAAGAACACCAGAUCGCUGCUUUGGACGCGGCCAACAAUCGGCUGCUGAACGCUCUUAGCCAGCUCAAAGAAAGAUACCAAGGCAACGUCAAAACAACCAGUCCGAACCCGAGUUUGAAUCACAGACUUCUAGCCGAAUUGGGUGAACUGAAGAGUUCAUCGUGUUGAAUCAUUCUCGUGUGCGAUUGUCGCAAAUUGCAUAGUCAGACUCUACAGCAAAGCAAGGCUUUUUAUUCAUUGAAGUAACCAAUGCAAAUUAUUAUUAUAAAAUAUUAUUUUUAUUAUAUCAAGUAUUACUAAGUUUAAUGUGUGUUCUUGUAUUUUUUUUUUUUUUAAUGUGAAUAACGGAGUAUCGUAAUAACAGAUUAUUUUUUAUUUUAGGUAUUUUUUUUAUUAAUCUAUAAAUGCCUUUUAAAUGUAUCAUGAAUAUAUUUUUCACUCUUAAUUGAAUCUUUUUUUUUUUUUUUAUAAAUAUAUUAUAUAAAUAAGUUUCAAGUGCAUUAUAAUGAUAAAGAGAUAGCUUCUAAAAUAAGUUCCUUAUAAAGUUUUCAGUUUUUUGUUUGUUAAGGAGUACGUAUUAUUAUUAUUAUAAACUAUAAUUUUUUAAAAAAAACUAGUGUAUUAUAAUUUUUUAUUAUUUGUGUGUUUUAUGAAUGACAACGAUAAUAAUAUUAUUAUUUUAUUAAUUUAUUAUUUUUUACUUUCUGUUAGAGUUAUGUUGUUGAAUUGUUUAUUUUUUAUUAUUAAUUUUUUUUUUUUAAUAAUAAUGAUGGGAUAUAUAUCAAACU